AUGAACGAAACACUCACGAAUGAAUUCGGAAAGCGCGGCGUAGUGACAGACGCGUGGAACUUUGUUCAGGCAAACUUGCGCUGUUGUGCCGUCGUAGAUAAUGGCUGGCUUGCAUACAGAGAGUCGUGGUGGGACCGUUCUGUUAACGUGGAUAUCUUCGCUAUGUCCUCAAAAUUAUCAGCCUCCCAAGAAAAUAGUUAUUUCUACAAGAUGGUGCCGGUUUCGUGCUGCUUGACUAUAUUUGAUCCCCUAACAGGAUGGCCAACAGACGUUUACCGAAGCAUCACACAAUGCCAGAACUGGCAAUAUGGUCCACCACGUUUCGAAAAUGGGGCGCACAAUGAUGCGAUCUAUUACCGGUGGGCGAUCGCAGAAGCUGUAUACUUCAACGACAACUCUGUCCGCUCUCAUGACCAGAUAAGAGCUAUCCCUGUGGCUAUUUAG
Dibothriocephalus latus is the source of this 444-nucleotide messenger RNA. NCBI's taxonomy places the organism in Eukaryota, Metazoa, Platyhelminthes, Cestoda, Diphyllobothriidea, Diphyllobothriidae. The record is from the annotation of a GenBank genome assembly.